Messenger RNA from Cetraspora pellucida, 1452 nucleotides. NCBI's taxonomy places the organism in Eukaryota, Fungi, Glomeromycota, Glomeromycetes, Diversisporales, Gigasporaceae. The record is from the annotation of a GenBank genome assembly.
AUGGACACCGAUUGUAAUAGUGACGAUAAAGAUAAUGGCACAAAUGCUGUUGAUAAUGCUCAAAGAGACAUUAGUAGUAGUAGUGAUGCAAAAGAUUUUUAUCCACAAAUGGUAGAAGAUCAAUCGAUACAGCACCUGAUUUCAUGGGCAAUUUCCGGUGAUGUCUUUAGUGUAUCGAAUCCUACCGAAUUUUCAAAAACGGUCUUGCCACAAUAUUUUAAACAUAAUAAUUGGCAAAGUUUUGUGAGACAAUUAAACAUGUAUGGCUUUCAUAAAGUAAAUGAUAUGUUUCAUGCAAAUCCGACAAGUGAGAGUCAGGCAUGGGAAUUUAAACACCCUGAAUUUCGUCGAGGGCAACUUGAUGCUUUACAAAAGAUUAAGCGUAAAAGUUCAAAACAUCAACCUUCCAAUAUUAAUAAUAAUAAAAGUUUAUCUAGUACUGGUGCUGGACAAAAUCCAUCAUUAGAUAUUAAUGCUGCUGAUGCUCAUCGAGAUGAAAAAAUUGAAUACUUAACAAAUCAGAUGGCAGAGAUAAUGGAGAGAGUACGCCAAAUGAACGAAAAUUAUAGUUUACUUUAUGCUGAAACUGUUUCGUGUCGAAUGCAACAAUCGAAACACGAAAAGGUAAUUACUGAUAUUGCAAAUUUUCUUUCAUCAAUACUACGUGAAGUGGAUUGUAUACAAGCAGAAAUAGCCAAGUUUGGGCAAGGUGAUAUACCACCCUCCCCUCAUCCUCCUAUGAUGCAAUUUUCUCCCCAUUACUAUAGAGAAGGAAUGCACCCAACUCGUUCAAUGUCAACUCCACAACCUAUGGUUGGGGUUGAGUCUACUUCCUCUUCGCAUCAUUCUUCACAGAUGUCUGAUGCUGAUUACCGCUCAUCAUCAUUCUUGGGUUCGCAAUCUCUUCAUAGAUCACCCACUAAAAUUCCGUCAUCUAGUCCCUUAUCUAUGUUACCGGAAUUACCAUUUACUCAUCAUUUUCAACCUAGCAAUAAUUAUCUUCGACAUCGUUCUCCUGAGCCGAUAUCGAACCCGAGCCCUAGUGGUGAUUCAAGAUCUUCUUCUAUAGACGCUUCUUACAAAUCAUCUAUGCAAUCUACAAGUUCAAAUUCUUCACAAACUACGCAAAAAUUUUCUAAUUCUGGUCGUUCAUCAACACAUCCACCGCAUAUGCAAUCUGCGAGUACACCAAGUCGACGCGCAUCACAACCUACUACUUCUUUAAGUUUUGGGUCUGAUAGUAACCUAUUAAAUCCAUCUGAAUCAAAUAGAUUUAAAGAUAAUAAUUCAUCUACAAUACCAAAAUCGCAAAGUGCUACUUCUUCUUCUACCUCCUAUAGUAAGCCUGAAAAUCCAAUCAUUGCCAAUCCUACAACAACACAACAACGUCCACCUCCAUUACCAGAUCCUCCGGACAAUGAAACCGAACAUAAACGUCGCAAGAAAAAUUAA